AGAGGCAGCUGGAUUCAUUAUCCUCAGAGUGUGCCCUGGAACUUGGAGAUGCACGGCUGUCCCGGGUGCUCGCGCAGGGCCGUGAUAUUCUGGCUCGUUGACACCGCUGGCCUGCUGCCUUACAUGGGCAAACCUCUCAACUGACUGCAGACGGCUGGAAUUUCAGAGCGUGACGUCACUACCUACAACUCUCCCAGAACUUGGAUCAAGAAGUUUCACUUUUUUGGUGUGAUUUGAACCUCUGUUAUAUUUCCUAGAAAGCGAGAUUUCAACACACAGUGAAGGGCAUUGCUUCAACAACCUUCUAGGAAUCCAGUACAUCCAGAGAGGAGAAAAGAACCAUGUGGAACAACAACGACCAGACGGGACAAGUAGCUGCCAGGAUGGAGACUACUUUGGGCAGUGCGAGCAUCUCCGUCUCCCAGCAGCAGGCACCCAAGAAAUUUGCCCCUGUGGUCGCACCCAAGCCCAAGUUCAACCCUUACAAACAGACGGGAGAGCCCACCCUCUCCGACCCUGCAGCGGAGUACCCUCCCCCUCCACCACCUGCGGAAGAGUCAACCGGUUUCUCUCCAUCCCCCGGUUCCUUCCCUCCUCCUCCACUGAUGAACUUGUGCGACUAUCAGAUGAAGGGACCAGAGAAGACCCUGGAGGAGAGACGCUCCAGUCUGGAUGCUGAGAUAGACUCCCUCACCAGUAUCCUGGCAGACCUGGAGAGCAGCUCGCCCUACAAGCCACGGAUCACACAAAACUCUGUAACCACUGCACCCUCCACCCCCAGUGCUCCAGUGACUGGUUACAAGCGUAUGGUCAUUCCAACCCAGCCGCCUCUGACUGCCACUAAGAAGUCUACGCCCAAGCCUCAGGCUCCAGGAGGGGUCUCGUCUUCUUCUGCCAGCCCGGUGGCCAAGCAUCAAAGCCACACAGCUCCUCAGCCUGUCCCAGCCUCCUACGCUACAGCCUCCACCCCAAGCCAGCCCACUUUCAAUGUUCAGGUGAGGUCAGCCCAGCCUGGCCCCCAGCAUCAAGCCCCAAUUGGGCACCAUUUUGGCCAGCAGCCCAUUCGCAGCCCUGCACAGGUGCAAUACAUGCCUGCCCAGCCCAAAGGUCCCGACUUUGCCUAUGGACCACCGCAGCCUGGCUUCUCUCAGAUGGCUCAGGGUGCAUAUCAAGAUCAGCACCAUCCAGGAGUUGCCCAAGUAGGUGGAUUAAGCUCCAGGAGAGCUGAGGCUGCCCCGGCCCAACCAUACCAACCUCAAGGCCCCAGAAAAACCUACAUCACAGAUGUACCACCAAGCUUGGUUCCCUACACUGCUGGACCAGCUGUUCCACCAAAGGGCAGUGCUCACAUGGCCCACCCUGAGGACGAGCUGGAGCGCCUGACCAAGAAGAUGCUGUUUGACAUGGACAACCCACCAUCUGAGGAAUAUUUUGGGCGCUGUGCCAGCUGUGGAGAGAACGUAGUGGGAGAAGGCACCGGCUGCACCGCCAUGGACCAGGUCUUCCAUGUGGACUGCUUCGUCUGCAUGACCUGCAGCACCAAGCUGCGUGGCAAGCCUUUCUACGCUGUGGAGAAGAAGGCGUACUGUGAGCCUUGCUAUAUUAACACCCUUGAGACAUGCACCAUCUGCAGUAAGCCCAUCAUGGAGCGCAUCCUGCGGGCUACAGGGAAAGCCUACCACCCUCACUGCUUCACCUGCGUGGUGUGCCACCGCAGCCUGGACGGCAUCCCUUUCACCGUGGACGCUUCCAACCACAUCCACUGCAUCGAAGACUUUCACAAGAAGUUUGCUCCACGCUGCUGUGUGUGCUCUGAGCCUAUAAUGCCAGCUCCGGGUCAGGAGGAGACCGUCCGUAUUGUGGCCCUGGACCGCGACUUCCACGUGCAGUGUUACCGCUGUGAGGACUGUGGCUCUCUGCUCUCAGAGGGGGAUAACCAGGGCUGCUACCCUCUGGACUGGACACGUCCUCUGCAAAAACUGUAACAGCAGCCGCAUCCAGGACCUCACCGCCAAGGCCACCACCGACCUCUGAACACACGCCGCCCGCUCACCCAGAGCUCGCUCUCUCUCUCUCUCUCUUUCGCUCUCUCUCGCAAACAUACCGAUCCACAGAAGCUUGCAUUCCUCAGCAUAUAUAUAUAUAUAUGUGUGUGUGUGUGUGUAUCCCUCUCUAUAUAUUCACUUUCAGUAACAAGAGGUAGCAUCACAUGUUCAAAUGCAUACAUGUAUCUUUUAACUCAGUACAAUCACAGCAGGAGAGGCUGCGAGUUUUUAACUGUGUUGUUAAAGGAACGGUUCAAGAUUAUGGGAAAUACGCUAAUACACUUUGUUACCGAGAGUUAGAUGAGAAGAUCGUACGCUAAAUAUGAAGCCACAGUCAGCAGGCGCUUAGCUUAGCACAAACCUGGGAACAGAAAGGCUGGUUCCGUCCAAAGUUUGACAAAGACUGUGUCCUUGAGGAAGGAAGUCCUGAGAGGCAAGUGAGGAAAAAACCUUUCUAAUCAAAGUUUAUGACUUAAGAACAGGUGAAAUAAAAGGUUCCUGGAAAAACAUUUCACCUGCCAAAACCUUUUGAUAAUAACUUUUAUCCUGGAGAAAAAAACAUUUUAAAGAACUAAUGAAGAUUUUCCUGGAAAAAAACUAAUUUCCAUUCCUCUCUCUUUAUCAAGUCAGAAACGGCACAGAGAAAAGGAUUUGGAUCGGACUGAAUCACCAGCGUUUAUAUUCUCACUGGCCUCUCAGGGCUUCCGUAGCUCACGAUUUACCUCGCUCUAUCUAAUUGGCAGUUUCAGAGGUUCUGAGCGGCCGCAACUUGUCACUUUUAAACUUCUGUUUCUGUAUGUUAAAAACCCCAAACCAAGAUGGUAGUCUGUGUUGUUGUCCUCAUGUUUCCUGUCUUCAUGCUUUAUCUUUAAGCUGUAGCCAGUUAUUACCCAGACAGAUCAAAGUGAAUUAAAUCUUCUCAUCGAACUCUCUGCAAGAAAGCAAAUAUUUGUACUGCUUAAAACCACUUCACAUCUAUCACUUACCAGUAACAUUAUACAUCACCACUCAGAGUUAAUGUCUAAUAUCAUAAUCAUGACCAACCAGCAUGUUCUAGCCAGCGUGUGCAUGUCUGCAAAUGUUUCUCACUGACGGGUUCUUUUGAUCAAAAUGAGUCUGACUGGUGCAGAUGGAUGGAUCUGUGUAUGACUGUAGCUUUAUCAGUAUUUAGAAAAGACCAUACAGUGUGUUGGUGAGAACAUUCUUUGUAUUCUUUAGUGUUUCUCACAGUUCAGAUCCACAGACGGUACACGAAUAGGGAUAAUAUUUCACACAGAAGCUCAUUAUUUCAAAACAGUUCUGCAUAACUGAACACCAAAGAAUUGAGUUUAAACUGCCAUAUUUACUGUGUACGUAGUUUGUAAGCAACUAUUUAAAACAUUACGGGACCACAGGAACCACCCAUGUUCAGUGUCAAAGUCCUCAAUAGGCAGCUGUUGAAUGCAAUUAACCUUUUUAUCAAAAUGUUUUCUUUGUACUCUCCAAUCGAAUUGGCUUUUAUGUUUAUUAUUUCCUGUUGGCCUGAACAGUACAAUCAUGGCCCUACAUUCAUAUCAAUACGGCCUAAUAUUUGAGUUUAAUGAUAUAGUUGUUAGGCAGAUAAAUAUGUAACUUCUUCUCUCAUUUACACGACAUAGAUUAGCUUUGUGAUUGUUCCGUGAGCAGUCUGCUACAGAUAACGGAUUAGGGAUGGCUAUGCAAUUUUUGAUGUUGAUUGCAUCGACACUUUAUAAGAAAUUUUAUGAAUAAGGAAAUAUUUUACCUGUACAGAUUCAAGCAUAAGUGUCCUUAUAGUGAUCCUUUAAUCAAAACUAUGCUGUUGGUACUGUGUGACGUUGUGUCACUGUCCUGUAUGUCAGUAUUGAUUGUACCAUUGACACUUGUCUUUUAUUUUUAGUGUUUGUUUAAAGUUGAUGGGCGAAGAAGGGACCAGGAGAGUUUCCCCAAAAGUGACGGAUUUUAUUAUUUGUUCCAUCCAUGAAUCUCAGUCAGUGGACCAGUAGUCUGACUGUUAGAUUUGAUAGUUAGUUCAUUAUAAUUACUAGAGCAGUACGAUGUUUGUGAGUUAAAGGUACCCUGGGAGGUUUGUGACCACGCCUUGUUUUUAUGAAUGUGUUCCGAUAUAGUUUGAAUGUUGCAGGAACACAUGAGAGUCUGGGCCAAAGGGGCCGCAGGCAUCAUUUACAACUUUCUUUUAUUAAAUAAAUUCAACUGAACACAGAAGGCACCAAUAAAAACAUUGUUGAAGUGCAGUGAGUGCAAUAUCAGAAUUUUUGCGAUGUGUUCAACGCACAAGUUGAUAUCGCGAUGAUGAUAAAAAACUAUAUAUUGUAUCAUAUAAUCAGAACCUCUGUUGGAAGUGAUUGUAAGUAACACUUAAUACAGACAAAAAACAACCACAAAGAGACACAACGACUACAAAGAGACACAACGACUACACAAGUAGAAAAACAAACCACAAAGACUACUCUUUGAAAACACUGUUGUGUGUCUGGACAUGUUGUGUCUCUUUCGCUCUUGCUCCUAUGUAAGACGGGUGUGGCCUUUACAUGUCCGUGUCCAAGGGCCCGUUGUGUAAUAAGCUGUCCGUGGCUGUAGGCACAGAGCAUGUCGACAUGUGAUGCACAUUUUUUGCAGCUGGUUUCACGCUAUUCCGCUGAUCAACAGUUUGUGGAAACAAUGUGCGAAUAGACGCCGCAAUGCACCUGAAAAAUCAGUGAAGAAGAAAACUACAAGCUAGCAAACAUGUAAACGUGUAGAAACAAUCGGCUUUGUAAAUGUUUAUUGAGAAAGUAAAUGAAUUCAACACGUUGGCAUUUUAGUGUUUAUUUAGUUUACAAGAGAACUCCACAGGGUGCCUUUAAGCAACACGUCAACGUAGUUGAUGAGAACUGGUCGGUCUUUGUAUUAGUUGGAUCGGUUCACAGUAUUUCCCAAACCCCGGGUACAGAUGUGUUGUGCAUGUGGAUGGACAUAAUAUGAACAAAGCAAUUCAUUCUAAUUUUCAGAGAAUUCUCUUCACUGAUUUCCCGUACACAGUGAGGAGAGGUGUCUCGUGCCAUUUGGAUACCAGAAAGGGAUUGCAGCAACACGUAUCUAUUGUAAUCAGUCUGCUUACAUCAAAGCCUUUGUGACCAAUGUUUUAACCAGAGUAACACAUUGUAAAUAACUGUGCUAAUAAGCCCGUUAAUAAGAAGAACAUGACCUUUGCGAGGACACGUUUUCUACAUACAAGUAUAGAAAACAGUCGACAGUUUAUAAUCUAAAGGAGUAUUUAAUAUUUCCCAAAAACAGUCAAAGCUCUGCACUGCUGGUCCUAUCGGAGGUUAGGCAGCCUCCACUCCAUGUCCUCAGGAAUCUGUACAUCAAUAUUUGGAGCGCAGUUCACUGCUCGCACGUAAAAACCAAAAGACUUUAAGGGAAAGUGCAGAAAAAACAUUGGCAUGUUAUAAAUGAACAGUCUCACAAAACCUUAAACUGGUCAUCUCCAGCAGCUUUUAUUUAGUAUUAUCAGUUAUUAAAAAUAGAUUAAUAUAAAUAGAUCAAACUGUGAAAAAACAUUCAAAUGUGCACGUUUCCCUAGUUACAGAAGUUUUACUCUCUACAACAGCAGCUACAUUCAGUCCAUCACGUUGGUCCAUUCGCAGUGGACUGAGUCAUCUGAUUAAUGGUUGUUGGGCAACGAAAGACCGGCUCUUUACAACAUUAUGUCACGUGUAGCUAGGGUUCAGCUCUGUUGCUGGGGUACAGGGCCUUCUGACCCGCUGGGAUCGUUGCACAGCCGUGUUAAAGCUGCAUCAGGGGGUGAAAACACAAAUGAAGAUUUCAAGGCGACUAAACAGGCAGAUAUUAAAAAUCCUACAGCUGAACACAGAUAAUGCAGUGAUGUCAUUUAUUCUAAUUCAGGUGCUUUUCAUUGCCAAUUGUCUCUACAAACAGUCCGAGCCCAGUAGCCCUGUCAGUCAGUAAGUGGACCUUUGUGCUUUGGAUUUCCUCCAAAGUCUUUUCUGAAGCUAAAAUGGUAUCCAUUAUUCAGAUCCGCCUCUGGUUCUUACUCUACAGGAAAACAUGUCAUUGCAAUACUGCAGCAAUAUGUAGUAGGAGCAUUUGCUGUGCUUUCAGGCAUGACCAUCGCACAGUUGAAUCAUUCUAGUGUUGUGUUUAACUUAAUUGGUGACAGUGUGAGGAAGGAUGCAGUAAUUACAUCAACAUCAUGUAAAAGUGUGGUUGCAGAACGUGUGCUUCCCACGGUCGAACUAGAAAUUCAGUAUGAUGUUUGGCAAAUGUAUAAACAAUAAUUUAUUUUAUGUAAUGCAUGACCAAUUAGAGUUGUUGUUUGAAGCACAUGUUCACUUUGUGCUUGUUUAAGAAGAUAUGCCAGUGUUAUACACCAGAGAGAAGAACUGUAGCUGGUAAAGAACGUGAGGUCAUUUUAAAGCUGCACAUGUAUGUUUUAUAAUAAUGUGUAAAUGAUGUCACUCAUAGUGACGAACCCAUCAGCAAACAUCAAACACAGGGACGUUAGCAACAGCUGGUGAACAUAGUGGAGCAAGUGUCGUGUUGCGUUGCACCUGAUGCCGCUUUAAGCAGAUCAUUUUAUAUAGAAAAUAAAUGAGCAAGUGCCAUUUUAAAUGAUCGUGCAAACUGCUCAGUAAACAAUGAAAUAUUAUUAUAUCUAAAGUACAGAAGCCCUGAAAGGCAAGUGAGAAAAACUAGAUCUAAAUGAUUUUCUCUCCUGUGGUUAUGACCUAACAGCUGAAAAAAAGGUUUCAUGAAGAUAAUCUGUGAAAACAGGUUAAAACUGAAGCUUUUGGCCAUUGAAUUUAGUUUUUUCUGGAUAAUCUUUGCGUUUGUUGUUGUAACACUCGUUUCGGCCACAAGAAGCUGCAGUGCACCGCUAUCGUAUACUCAAGUAGGACUAAAAGCAUCCAUGUUUCCUUCCAGGUGACUUUUAAUUUCUCAAUGCACUCUAAACACGAGGUACAUAUAUUGUGUGUUAGCAAGUUAUGCAACGUCACUGUGUGUCUUUCUAAAUACAUUUCUAGACAAAAAAAACUAUUUUGAUCAGACUUGAGGCUUAGGGCUUCCAUACUAAGGUCUUCUUCUGGUUUUAAAGUAUUGGCUCAUUAGCACAGUUUUGUACAAAGUGAACCUCAGUCACAGAGUUAAACCUCAAUGUGCCAUGAAAGCAGUGUUAAACUCUCCUGCUUACGGUAUCUGUAUGGACAGUCUGUGGACACAUCACACAUCUGACAUGCAGCUUGAUGCUACAAGUAUAAAGAAAAGUUUGUAAUGAUUUUUUUAUUUGUUCUGUGUAUUUGUGUUUGUCUCCUGUCUUUGUUCUACCCAUGUUUGUAAAAGUGCCUUUGGCUGAGCGGUAUUGAAUCACCAUACUGCUGCUGUGUUUUUCCUAUCGUGCUGUGCCGUGCCAUGCCGUGCUCAAAGAUGUUGCCAUGUUAACUUUUCUUCACCAAAGUAAAUAAGAUGUUUCCAUCAGGCGCGGCCCUAAAUGAGUGUGAAACUCGCCUUCAAGAGCUUGACCCUCUGCCGUUAAAGUAAAGCAUCUCAUCUGUUCUUGAUCUUUGUCAGGGGGCAUGCAGUCAAAUGGUGUUUGUUUAUUUUCUUUCUUCAAUAAAAGCUUUGCAAUAGCA
Molecule: messenger RNA, 7696 nt
Organism: Cottoperca gobio
Lineage: Eukaryota; Metazoa; Chordata; Actinopteri; Perciformes; Bovichtidae
Gene: lpp
Product: LIM domain containing preferred translocation partner in lipoma
Exons: 13
Coding region: 342-1985 (547 amino acids)
Biological process (GO): cell-cell adhesion
Cellular component (GO): focal adhesion; stress fiber
Source: RefSeq, a predicted model, not a curated record